Rodentolepis nana is the source of this 2673-nucleotide messenger RNA. The record is from the annotation of a GenBank genome assembly. Lineage: Eukaryota; Metazoa; Platyhelminthes; Cestoda; Cyclophyllidea; Hymenolepididae.
AUGUCAAAAAGCAAGUUCAAUGAGGAAAAAGGGAGAAAUCGAAAAUUAAGGAGCUCAAAUGAUAAAGAAAGUGUCUCUAAGGCGCUAAUUAACAGUAAAAGCAUUUUCCAAUCGGGAGCAGAAAGAUCGCGAAUUCGUAAGCCUCAUAAGAGAGGUCGGUCGGGUUUCUUCAGGGAUAUUGGUUCUGAACUUUUCCAACGUCUUUUGAUUGGCUUGACCGUUUUCUGUUGUCUCCUUGGUGUUCUUUACUUCGGCGUCCAGUUUAAUCAAGCAUCGAAACGACAGCGACAAUUCUAUACACCAAUCAAUCUUCCAACUGUGAUAGGUCCAAACGCGACUGCUCCUGAUCAAAAUCAUGAACUCUUUUGGGGAACUUAUCGACCAAAUAUCUUCUUCGGAAUGUCACACAGAAGUCCACAUUCGAUGCUAUUUGGAUUAGCAUGGGUGGCAUUCGAUGGGAAAUCCAUUGCUUUUCGUCACCAGUGCACUACUGAUGGUGAUUUGAAGAGUUAUAACUGGAUUGAACAUGAUGGUCGAAAUUACGGAAUUGAAUCGGUAAUAAGUGGAAAUCACAAUAUUACCGUGGCUUUCGUUAAGCGACCCAACACUCCUUAUGGUGGCGAUUGGACUGCCAGAAUUUCAGUGUCUCCGGUUAAUAAGUCACUUUCAAUGUUGCCCAUUUCUGUUCUCUUCUACGCUUACCUACCUGACAUCUCGCGCGGACGCAUUCAAUCGUAUGCUGAUAAACGCGAACUGAAACGACUGAGAGGUUUCACGCACGAGUUGGGCGCCUUCCAGGUUAACUUCCACGCAGCAAAAAACAGGAGUCACGAGUCCACUCAUCUUGCUGGUUACUGUCCGCGAGAGGAUGCAAUUGUGGCGGCGCUUUCAAGUGGUCUGGCUCUCCGAGAUGAACCCUCAGUCUUCUUCACCGGUCGGCAAGAGGGCCUUUACGGUCCCAAUGUUCCCAUGCCCGACGUCCCUGCCAAUAUCUGGGCGAGUGAGGCCACUCUCCCUGGUAUUCGAACUGAAGACACUAUGCCAGACAAAGUAGACGUACUGGAAGUGGAAUUUGUGAGUCAGGCUUCCACUUCGUCGGAUGCUGUUCCACUCACGGGGAAGGAGUUUGAUGCUGCGCUGGCAAGACAUUCAAAAGCAUUUCACGAGAACUUUGCUAAGAAAUUUCCUCACGAUCCAAAAGCAUUUAGUGAUAAACAGAUAGAAAUGUCGAAAAUCACUCUGAGCAAUAUGUUGGGUGGAAUUGGUUACUUCUAUGGAACUAGCCUAAUUACCGCAUCACCACUCAACAACAAGUCAAAUGCGGAGCCUGUGAUUUUGGAAUACUUUCCAGCAAGUCUUUUCACCGCCACUCCAUCAAGAAGUAAAUUUCCAAGGGGUUUUCUCUGGGAUGAAGGGUUCCAUGCUCUUCUUCUCGGUCGUUGGGAUGUUGAAUUGGCACUGCAGAGCCUGGGUCAUUGGUUGGAUCUACUCAGUGCAGAGGGAUGGAUUCCACGAGAGCAGAUUUUGGGUUGGGAGGCGAGAGCUGUGGUACCCAAGGAGUUUAUCGUUCAAUCAACGUCAGUUGCCAAUCCUCCUGCUCUCAUUCUUGCUAUUGAAGAAUUGCUGGAUCGAAGAGAGGCACACAUGUCAAAAGAAGAGAAGGCUAUGUUCGACCGAUGGAUGCUUCUUGCUCUUCCACGACUUCGAGCAUGGUUCUCGUGGUUGUAUACCACUCAAGCUGGCCCACUUCCAACUUCCUUCCGCUGGCGUGGUCGCCCGCUUAACAACCCUUCUCAGUUGAACCCCUUAACCCUUGCAUCUGGUCUCGAUGACUAUCCUCGCUCCUCCCACCCGUCAGAAAUAGAGCGUCAUCUAGACCUUCGCUGUUGGAUGGCCGCUUUCUCUCGAAUCAUCUCACGUCUAGCCACUCACUGCGAGACAACACUUCGCGUCUCCUCUCCCAACGACCCUUACCUUGUGCCCCUCAAAUCUCUCGCAGAUGAAUUCCAGGGAAUUGCUGCACAACUGCACGACAUGCAACGGUUGGACGAGUUGCAUUGGGAUGAAAGCAAUGGCAUUUAUGCUGACUAUGGCCUACAUUCAGACAAAGUGGCUCUGGUUCAACCCCCAAUGGAUAGAGCACCUGUGCCGGGAGAGCCACUGCCGACGAAACGCCGCAAAGUUUUGGAGGAGCCUCGUGAACAAUUUGUAUCAUCCAGCGUCGGUUAUGUUACAUUCUUUCCACUAUUUCUUCGAGUAAUCCCACACAACUCACCACGGCUACCCCAGUUACUCAAGCGCCUGGCUGAUCCCAAGCUCCUCUGGACACCCCACGGCCUACGCUCCCUCGCGCCCACUUCACCCUUCUACAAUCGCGCAAAUACUGAAAAUGAUCCGCCCUAUUGGCGUGGAGCGAUCUGGAUAAAUGUGAACUACAUGGCUGAUGAAGCGCUUCAACACUAUGCUUCGCACCCGGACACACCUCCAGAAGUGGCAAAAGAAGCUAGAAAAUUAAGACUAAAUCUUUCCAAAUCUGUAGUUGAUACCGUGAUUGGUGAAAUGAACCGGACAGGAGUGACAUGGGAGCGCUACGAUGACCAAACAGGUCGGGGUCUCAGUGGACAUCCGUUUAACGGAUGGACCGCACUCGUGAGUCUUUUCAUGACCAAUUGA